AUGAGCCUAUUUGAGACCCUCGAGAUCUUUGACGGGAGUGGCCGAGAAUUCUCGUUUGGGUACAAGGGAACCUUGUGGGCAGGGGGGAGCGGCUCGGUUGAGCUGCUGUGUGCGACACCAACGGAAGACUGUCUGGUAACUCUGCAGAACGUGAUCUCGGGAAGUGAAGGGGAUCUACGUAGUCGACCGGGCGGAGAACGCACCAUCUCCAAAAGUGGUUCAAAUGGGGCCGCUUUCGGAAAUGAAGCGGGGGGGCGCCACGCCGGGGGAGGACGCGUGCUUCCUCGAGAGAAAGCCGGAAUCGGCCGAGCUGUGGCACCGACGGAUGGGGCACGACGGUAUGAGAACCUGGCGAAGAUGGUGCAAGACAAUCUCGUUGAGGUAGUCGGCGUGAAACCGGGGGCGUUUAGGGCGCUUAAAUUCUCGGUGUGUGAGCCGUGCAUCAUGGGAAAGCAAACGCGGCUCCCCUUCUCAGAGUCGGAGUCGGUGAGCAUGGAGCCUCUCGAGCUGGUCCACAUGGACGUCUGCGGGCCGAUGCCGGUCCCCUCGGUAGGGGGAAGCCGGUACUUCGCCACGUUUUUGGACGACUACAGCAAGCUCUCGGUUGUAGUCCCCAUGAAGCAGAAGAGCGAAGUGGCCAAGGUGACCGAGCACGUGAUUCAGCGGUUGGAAUCGCAAUCCGGGAAGAAGCUUAAAUCGGUCGGGCCAAACGGGGGGAAGGAGUACGUCAACAAAGCCCUCAGAGACGUGUUCGGGGGCAAGGGAACUGUGCACGAGAAGACCGCCUUCUACACGGCCGAGCAGAACGGGUCGGCAGAGCGGCUCAAUCGGCAAUAG
This is a messenger RNA of Klebsormidium nitens, 837 nucleotides long. The record is from the annotation of a GenBank genome assembly. Lineage: Eukaryota; Viridiplantae; Streptophyta; Klebsormidiophyceae; Klebsormidiales; Klebsormidiaceae.